Molecule: messenger RNA, 1789 nt
Organism: Saprolegnia parasitica CBS 223.65
Lineage: Eukaryota; Oomycota; Saprolegniomycetes; Saprolegniales; Saprolegniaceae
Exons: 5
Coding region: 6-1709 (567 amino acids)
Biological process (GO): carbohydrate metabolic process
Molecular function (GO): beta-glucosidase activity
Source: RefSeq, a predicted model, not a curated record
GAACGAUGGCGAAGGUCGCAGCACUGCUGCUGCUGGUGCUCGUGGGCGCGACGGCGACGGCGCCGACGACCAAGUGCUUUCCCGACGGCUUCUUCCUCGGCACGGCCACGGCCGCGUACCAGGUCGAAGGCGGCGUCAACGAGACCGGGCGAACGUCGAGCAUCUGGGACGACUUUUGCCGCAGCCGCGACGACCUCCAAUGCGCCAACGUCGCCGACGACAUGCUCCAUCGGUACGAGUCGGACAUCAAGAUCAUGCAAGACAUGGGCCUCACGUCGUUCCGGCUCUCGAUCUCGUGGUCGCGCGUCAUGACGUGGAGCCCCGCGACUAAGCGCAUGGUCCGCAACAAUGAUGGCAUUGCGUUCUACCAUCGUCUCCUGGAUGCUGUCAUCCGCGCCAAGAUGGCACCGAUCGUGACUUUGUACCACUGGGACCUGCCGUCGGCGCUCUAUGUGGGCAGCGGUGGCUGGCUCAGCCGCGACAUCGUGCCGCACUUCAAGGAGUAUGCGAACCUCAUGUUUGACGAGUUUGGCCACAAGGUGCCCAUCUGGACGACCUUUAACGAGCCGUGGUCCUUCUGCGUUGGUGGGUACGGCGAAGGCUACCACGCGCCGGGGCUCAGCCACUCGGACACAGCGUCGUACCUUGCGGCCCACCACGUCUUGCUCGCGCACGCCGCUGUUGUCCGGCUCUUCCACUCGCGCCGCCACCAGUUUUACCCAAGUGCGCAGAUUGGCAUCGUACUCAACUCGGACAUGCCGUUCCCACUCGACCCGAACUCACCGGAGGACGUCGCGACGUCGGAGCGCAAGCUCCAGUUCUCGCUCGGCUGGUUCCUCUCGCCGAUCGUCUAUGGCGAUUACCCCGACGUCAUGAAGGCGUACGCUGGCGACCACCUUCCCGUCUUCUCGGACGACGAAAAGGCGCAUCUUCAAGGCACGUACGACGUCUUUAUGGUCAACUACUACUCGUCCAGCGUCGUCACCGACUGCAACUCGACACGCUCGACCGUGACGUGCGACUCGCUCAAGCAAGGGUGGCAGCGCGACGCUGGCGUCGACAACGCCCGCGCGCCACCGGGCGCUCGACCGGGCAGUGUCAAUGCCCAAGGCGACCCGCUCUGCGGCUGGUUCUCAGGCUACCCGGACGGAUACCUGCCGCUCACGCGCUGGGUGCACGCACACAACACGUCGACGCCGAUCUUGCUCACCGAGAACGGUUGGUGCGGCAAUGCCACCAUCGACAACCAAGACCAGCUGUGGUAUUUCCAGACGCAUCUGGACCGCGUCUGGCAAGGGCUGCAAGAAGGCCUGCCGCUCAUCGGGUAUACAGCGUGGUCGUUCCUCGACAACUACGAGUGGGGCUCGUUUGAGCCGCGCUUUGGGCUCUUCUACGUCAACUACACGACCCAGACGGGCGGCAAGGAGAGCUACGACCCGGUGCCCAGUGACCUGGCGCGGAUACCGCGUCCGGCUGCCACGUGGUUUGCCAACGUUGCGCAGACCCGGUGCUUGAUGCCGGAUGCCACGACACGGCUCGAUGCACAGCCGACCCAGGGCGUCCCCUCGUGGCUUCAGGGCGUCAUCUACCUUGGGUACACGGCGCCCAUGGCGAUCGCCUUCGUGGCGAUGCUGGCGUUCCACGGUCAUUUGCCCCGCGUGUCGGCAGCGGUCGCCAAAGAAACCACGCCGCUCCUCCGCACCGCCUAGUCGAUGAGUCCGAGUAGAGACGAGAGAGUGUACUAACGAGGCUGCUAUUCGACUAACAAGGAAGCUGGCGCUACAGCCGA